AUGUGGCCCAAGAAACCCUCGGACGCGCUAUCUGCUGGGGAUUCGUCCUUCCCACCAGAGCACCACCAGCACAGCUCGUCCUCUUUGUACAGCCUCUGGCUUCAACCACUGAAUCACAAAUAUUCUCCAGCUGGGAAUCAAGCAAGGGCAGACAUGAACCCAGAAGCCCAACAGGAUGUUUCAGUUUCCCAGGGAAUUCGCAUGAUGUUUUACAUGAUGAAGCCCAAUGAAACGUCAUUCCAAACACUGGAAGAGGUACCCGAUUAUGUAAAACAGGCAACUCCAUUUUUCAUUUCCUUAAUGCUUCUUGAACUGGUUGUCAGCUGGAUUCUCAAAGGGAAGGCACCAGGUCGUUUGGAUGAUGCAUUAACAUCAAUGUCAGCCGGCAUUCUUUCUCGGCUUCCAAGUUUGUUUUCCAGAAGCAUCGAACUGACCACAUACAUUUAUAUCUGGGAGAACUACAGGCUCAUCAUUUUGCCUUGGGAUUCUCCAUGGACUUGGUAUUUAACUUUCUUAGGAGUUGAUUUUGGCUACUACUGGUUCCAUCGCAUGGCCCAUGAGGUUAAUAUUAUGUGGGCUGGACACCAAACCCACCACAGUUCUGAAGACUACAACUUAUCCACAGCACUGAGGCAAUCUGUUUUCCAAAUAUAUACUUCCUGGAUAUUCUACUCUCCCUUGGCCCUCUUCAUACCGCCUUCAGUAUAUGCUGUUCAUCUUCAAUUCAAUCUUCUCUACCAAUUUUGGAUCCACACAGAGAUCAUUAAUAACCUUGGUCCUUUGGAACUGAUUCUUAAUACUCCUAGCCAUCAUCGGGUUCAUCAUGGGAGAAACCGUUAUUGCAUUGACAAAAAUUAUGCUGGCGUUCUUAUUAUAUGGGAUAGAAUUUUUGGGACAUUCGAGGCAGAAAAUGAAAAAGUUGUAUAUGGUCUAACGCAUCCCAUUAAUACAUUUGAACCAUUCAUGGUGCAGUGCCACCAUUUAGUUUACAUAUGGACUACAUUCUGGGCCACACCUGGAUUCUUCAAUAAGUUUUCUGUCCUAUUUAAAGGACCAGGAUGGAGUCCAGGUAAACCAAGACUUGGGCUAAGUGAAGAAAUCCCAGAGGUCACCGGGAAAGAAGUUCCCUUUUCAUCAUCGGUGUCUCAUCUAUUGAGGAUAUAUGCAGUUGUACAGUUUGCUUUGAUGCUAGUAUUUUAUGAAGAGACCUUUUCAGAUAAAGCUGCACUAUCACAAGUUACCCUCCUUCUGAGGGUUUGCUUCAUUAUUUUGACAUUGACCUCCAUUGGAUUUCUUCUGGAUCAAAGACCUAAGGCAGCUGUACUGGAAACUUUCCGUUGCUUGGUGUUCUUAAUGUUGUGUAGAUUUGGUCAUCUGAAGCCUUUCACUCCUUCUUUGUCAUUUGCUUUAGAGAUUUUUUUUUCCAUCUGCAUUGCUUUCUGGGGAGUCAGAAGCAUAAAACAACUUGCCUCCGGCCCUGGGAAAUAA
This is a messenger RNA of Puma concolor (puma), 1488 nucleotides long. It is a transcript of the gene AGMO, whose product is annotated as alkylglycerol monooxygenase. Gene Ontology annotation, biological process: lipid biosynthetic process. Gene Ontology annotation, molecular function: iron ion binding; glyceryl-ether monooxygenase activity. Lineage: Eukaryota; Metazoa; Chordata; Mammalia; Carnivora; Felidae. Gene Ontology annotation, cellular component: endoplasmic reticulum. The record is from RefSeq and is a predicted model, not a curated record.